AGAACGGUGAAGAGAGGCUCUUGUUGAAGAGACUCAAGAAAUUGGAGUUCCUAAAAUACGGCACGAUAAACGCCAUCGCAUUCUAUACAAGGUAUUCUGGACAAUCAAUAUUUAUUGCGGAGAUCGUCGGAAGGAAGCGUUUUUUUCCAACAACCUGUGAUUAUGCUCAGCCCAAAAAUGCAAAAAUCUGUGAGAAUGAAUGAUUCGCAGCUCGCCAUGCUCGCGGAGAAAGCUCGUUACGAUCAGUCGUUAAGUGGAUAUUUACACAAAAGGAGCGCUGACUUGGCCAAGUGGCAAUUACGAUGGUUCGUUUUAUAUCAGAACUUGCUGUUCUAUUAUGAAAACGAAAGCUGUUCGAGGCCCAGCGGCGUUAUUUUGUUGGAGAGUAGCUACUGCGAUCGUGUUGUCACCGUCAAAAGCAAAGAGCCAGAUAAACAG
Molecule: messenger RNA, 438 nt
Organism: Heterotrigona itama
Lineage: Eukaryota; Metazoa; Arthropoda; Insecta; Hymenoptera; Apidae
Source: the annotation of a GenBank genome assembly